This is a messenger RNA of Nicotiana tabacum (common tobacco), 4190 nucleotides long. Its product is annotated as pentatricopeptide repeat-containing protein At3g53360, mitochondrial-like. NCBI's taxonomy places the organism in Eukaryota, Viridiplantae, Streptophyta, Magnoliopsida, Solanales, Solanaceae. Gene Ontology annotation, cellular component: intracellular membrane-bounded organelle. Gene Ontology annotation, molecular function: RNA binding; protein binding. The record is from RefSeq and is a predicted model, not a curated record. Gene Ontology annotation, biological process: RNA modification.
CUAAGCCAAACGCUAAAAAAUUAGUUAGAACUUACUGUUUUGCGGAUAAUCUUCUGCGAUUUUAUGGUGAAAUAGGAGGAGAAAGCGGAGCGUAGGGCAUGGAGAAAGCUGAGCGUAGGGCGUUUAUGGAGAUAGCUGAGCACGUUUACGAAGGUUGGACUUAUUAUAAGUCUAGCGCAGGGGUAUUUUCGUCCGAUCAAGUAACCCGACAUUUGGCCCGCCAAUUUAAACGACGUCGGAGUAACUGUAUCUGGUUCUCCGUCGAAUCUCUUCUCCGGCGAAUGAAAAUAUUCGAAUCAAGUGGCGAAUGAAGCGGAGUGGAUACAGAGGAUUGCAACUAGGUCGGGAUUGAGGUGUAGUUGAAUGACUGAUUGAUCAUUGUCCAAUUGCUUCUUCAAAUUAUUUCACAAUGAUGAAAAGGUUAGGAUCAAUCCGGAGCUAUGUCAAUCACAGCAUACAUACUUCUUUCAACAAUGAACAGUCAAGUAAUGAUCAUAUAAUCUUCUUAUGUAAGCAAAAGUUGUUUAAACGAGCUCUAGAGACAUUCGAGUUGUUACAAAGGAACACAUCUUUCAGUUUGUAUCCAAGCACGUAUGCUCAGCUAGUAUCCGCGUGCUCGUCUCUUAGAUCCCUGCAGUAUGCAAGAAAAGUUCAUAAUCAUAUAUUAUCAUCCAAUUAUCAACCAGACAUGAUUUUUCAAAAUCAUUUAUUGAAUAUGUAUGGUAAAUGUGGGUCAUUGAGCGAUGCUAGAAAGAUGUUCGAUGAAAUGCUUGAACGAAAUUUGGUCUCUUGGACUUCGAUAAUUGCUGGGUACUCGCAAAACGGUCAGGAGAAGGAAGCUGUAGAUCUUUACUUUCGAAUGCGACAGUGUGGUCUUAUACCGGACCAGUUUACGUUUGGGAGCGUAAUCAAAGCGUGCUCGUAUAUGAAUCAGGUGGAGUUAGGGAAGCUGUUGCACGGGCAUGUCAUUAAAUCAGAACCUGGUUCCCACCUUAUUGCUCAGAAUGCAUUGAUUGCGAUGUAUACAAAGUUUAGUCGAAUUAAUGAGGCAUUGGCAGUGUUCUUGCGUAUUAAAUCGAAGGAUUUGAUUUCAUGGAGCUCAAUGGUUGCUGGAUAUUCACAGCUUGGCUAUGAAUUAGAAGCUCUGUCUUGCUUCAGGGAGAUGCUUGGUCGGGGAAUCUACAAACUGAAUGAAUUCAUUUUUGGAAGCGUCUUUAGUGCCUGUAGAAGUCUUGCACAAGCAGAAUAUGGAAGACAAAUACAUGGUUUAAGCAUAAAAUUUGGGCUCAGUUUUGAUGCUUUUGUUGGUUGUGCUGUUACUGACAUGUAUGCCAGAUGUGGAUGGUUGCGUUCUGCAAGAACUGCAUUCUACCAAAUAGGAAACCCGGAUCUUGUAUCCUGGAAUGCUCUGAUUGCGGGAUUUGCAUACGGAGGUGAUCCCGAGGAAGCUAUAUCUCUCUUUUCUCAAAUGAGAACUUUGAGGUUGACCCCAGAUGAUGUCACAGUUCGUUCUUUACUUUGUGCCUUUGUAAGUCCAUCUGCUCUGUUUCUAGGAAAGCAAGUGCACUGCUAUGUUAUCAAGAGUGGCUUUGAUUUAGAGAUUUCCGUCUCUAAUACAUUACUUUCAACGUAUGCCAACUGUUCAGAUCUUCCGGAUGCAUAUAAAAUAUUCAAUGAGAUACAAAACAAGGCAGAUUUAGUCUCGUGGAACGCCAUUCUUACCGCUUUUCUACAACAGAGUGAGUCUGGAGAAGUCUUCUCAUUAUUUAAAAUGAUGCUUCUUUCUUCUAAUAAGCCUGAUCAUAUUACAUUAGUUAAUAUGCUUGGGGCUUCUGGAAAAGUAGCCUCUUUGGAAGUAGGAGACCAGGUUUGUUGCUAUGCCAUGAAAAAUGGGCUAAGUGAAGAUAUAUGCGUCAUGAAUGCUUUAAUUGACAUGUAUGUGAAAUGUGGAAAUAUGACAAGCUCUAGGAAGCUCUUCGAUAGUAUGAAGAACCCUGAUGCGGUCUCAUGGAGCAGUUUAAUAGUGGGGUAUGCUCAGUUUGGAUACGGAGAAGAAGCUCUAGAUCUCUUCCAGAAGAUGAGAUAUUUAGCUGUCAAGCCAAACCAAGUUACCUUCGUCGGUGUUUUGACUGCUUGUAGUCAUGUUGGACGAGUCAAAGAAGGGUGGCAGUUGUUCAGAGCCAUGGAAACGGAGUUUGGUAUUGUACCGACUAGAGAGCAUUGUUGCUGUGUGGUUGACAUGCUUGCCCGUGCUGGCUGCAUAGAAGAAGCAGAAGCUUUUAUCAAUCAAAUGGAACUUGAUCCUGAUAUUGUGAUGUGGAAAACUUUGUUAGCUGCUUGCAAAACACGUAACAAUCUUGAUGUGGGCAAACGAGCCGCAGAGAAAAUUUUGGAGAUUGAUCCCUCGAAUUCUGCUGCGCAUGUGUUACUCUGUAACAUUUUUGCUUCUACUGGAAGUUGGAAGGAUGUUGCAUCACUGAGGGGUCUGAUGAGACAAAAAGGUGUCAAAAAGGUUCCAGGUCAAAGCUGGAUUGAAGUCAAGGACCGGAUCCAUGUCUUCUUGGCUGAGGACUGUAUGCACCCAAAAAGGGACAGAAUAUACUCCAUGCUAGAUGAACUGUGGCUACAGAUGCUGGAUGAUGACUAUUUGCCCCUUCAUAUUUAAGUUUUAGGAGUAAAACAUUUGGAUGAGAUGAGUAAUGGAUAUACACUUCUUGCAAUGUCCACAUUGUGGAGUUGCACCCUUACAAAACCACAUUUUACUUAUGCAGGUGUUUGAGUUGGUUUUCAAAAUAGUAGGAGGUCUGGAAAGUGAAGUUACGAAAAAUUUGCGACAAGCUUGACUAGAGAAACAGGGAAGCAGCAAAUAUUCUUGUGAAAUGGUCAAAGCAGUCUGCUGUUUUCCAAAGAACAAGUUGCCAUUAUUUCAUAUAGAGUUGUAGUUCAAUUAUCAGAUUGCAGAUUAACUGAAGACACCAAGGAAGAUGGCUGCCAAUUUGGAAUAGAGAAAGAGAUGAAGAUAGCAACAGGGAGAAAAGUGGAAUUGCAAUCAAACUUUAGAACUUAGAUCUCUGGAAAUGUAAGAUGGCUUUAAUGCUUUUAAGGAGUGAAUGAAUCCUUGUUUAAGGAAGCUAUUUACCGCUCCCUCGAGACUUUGGUAUUUUAGAAAACCAAGGAGUCACUUCAAGAUUUGAUCAGUAGAGUUCUGUGAGAGUGUUCACAUCAAGAACAUCACUAGUAAGAGCAGGGCCUUGCACUGUAUGAAGGUCACAGCAAAAGCUAGUCAUGGGUAGGUCCACUCCUUUCUCACUAAAUGGUCACCAUGUUGAGGAAGAAGCAUCUCCUGAGGCAUCCUUUCAGGCAAAACUCUUGUGAAAUUUGUUGAAUCUAUGCUUACUGACUGAAAAAAAGGCCAAGAGACACUUCCAAUAUUUGUAGUCUUCCUAGACCACCUAAGGAAUUGAUGCAGUGUACCACCUUAAGCAACAGAUUAAACGAAUCACGAGCUGUACGAACUCUCAGAACCAUUACUUGAUACCCGAUAGGGCUGUCUCAUAUGCAGCCCCCUAUGGUUGGAAAUCUGUGAUUGCUCCUCUAUAUAGGUAUACCAGAAAGGCAUCAAGGGAAGGCCAUACUCAUCGUAUUCUCAAGCACAAAUGAACAACUCAUUACUGUUUGUUAAGAGAUGCAGCACCUAUGUUGCCUGGAGGUGUAGGAAUCAAAGCUGAUGUCUUCUCUUUGGCUAGACUCGUAGUUAGUUGUUGUGGUUUGGAGGUUCACUAAAUUGUAAGUGAAGCUUUGGACUAUUUGCUCUAAGAAAGUGGUUAAUGCGUAAAUUUUAGAAGAAAUUGCGUCUUGGGCCUAUUUUCGUGGUCAUCCAUAAGAAACAGAUUUCCAAUAUGACAUCACAUGGUCCAUAAAGAGUAGGACGAGGGCACUGCGGACUAACUUCAGAAAAUUCAUUGCAAACAGAAGGAUAUUAUAACUAGUUGCUCAAACUGCUUCGAAGCUUUGGCCUUAGACUGAAACGACCUCAGGUGGCUAUCUGGGUUAAUGCAUGUGCACAUAUAUGACUUGUGAGUUUUUGCCCAACAUGUUCUUUGUUUCUGGUGGAAACGGCUCAUCAACCUGUGUAAGGAUGUUAUUAUAGAUGUAAUACAUCAGUUCUAGAUUUCCAGGACCCUUGUUUA